UAAGCAGCCGAGAAGCCAGGCGCUUCCGACGAUGACGACACCGGAAACGACGAGAGGUUGCAGCCGUAUGUUACAGCAAUUUCAGAACAGCAAUACUAGGCCAGCGGUCUCCGGGAAGAGUUUUAGAACAGAGCUAAGUAGCACAUAGUUAUGGCGGAGAACACGAGACAUAUUACAAUUCUGAAAGGUCAAAAAUUCCCUGAGUUGCAGAAAUGCACAAAAUGCUGCAACAAUUUUCAUUGUCCUUUUUGUGCGGCCAGUGUAUUUAAGCCCUGCAGACCGGACAAAGUCAAAUUACAUCUGAAAAGCCACUGUAACAAAGCAAUUGUCCAUGGAGAUUUCACUAUUCACAGGUGUGGACUGGGCUGUAGAGCAUCACUCCAUUUCCACUGUAUGUUCUGUUCAACAACAAUUCUAAGGAGAGGUGAUUUUAAAAACCAUUUAGAAGUCUGUAAACAUAAGCCGGAUUCAGAAUCAGCCACAAAAAUGCUGUCAAGCACCAGUACGGCAGUGACUGCUCCAACAAUCAUAACCGCACCGUCAAUUACCAAUACAACAGGAACCGUUCCUGCAAUCAUACACACACCGUCAACCACCAGUACAGACGUAACCGCUUUGGGGAUUACAGAUGGACCGUCACCCACCGGUACAGGCAAGAUUCGUGUACGGCCUGUUAUUAAAAAAAGAUGCCCAAUGUGCGAUGUCCUCAUCAAUAAAACCAAUCUACAGAAACAUAUUGAACGGAAACACUCCGACCAGUCAGAAUUGGACAUUAGUGACACGUUUCAGCUUACAAGCCAGUGUAUAGACGAGUCAAAUGGGAUAUUCACAGUUCUUAAAGUUGUAAAAGGCCACAGCGUCCCGCUUCACGUACAAUACAAGCUAACGGGAGAAAACCACAGAGUUCUCUGCGAAUUGAACGAGUGCCAGGUUAACAUAGAUAUUGCGCAGAGGAGUGGUAUCACGUCAUACCAGUGCGUGCAUAUCAGUGCAGCGAGCUUUUGCAAGUCUUUGACUGAGCCAGUCUCACUCAAGGAAGAAGUUUUAACGGAGAUGGUGAGAGGAAAAUGGUUCAGCGAGAAAAAGAAAAAAGAAUGCCUUGCAUUGCAACAGCUUGCAAAUAGUAGCUGCGUACCACUUUCCGUUCACACCUCAAUUGGCAUCUCGACAACAAAAACGUUCAUUUCGGUUUUUGAGCCCAAUGUGUCCUCCUAUAGUCCUUUGGGCCGUGUCAUGGUUGUUUAUUACACCAAAUUGAACUCAUGGCACUGUCCCUGUACCAAAGUGCGACGCUCAUGUCUGCACAAAUAUGUUGCCAAAUGGCAUCUAUUUCAAACGCACCGUGAGCUAUUGAGUACUGAUGGAUCACCACACAACACACCACAUUCAGAAGAGGAAGGCGUCACAGACGACACUCAUGUGUAUCCCCCCAAAAAUCUGGGACUGGAAUAUAUGGUGAAUUACAUUCUUCAGAACAAGAAGAUGCCUGCUGUUCUUCCAGAAGAUAUGCGCAUACCAUCGCCACGCAAGGAUUACCCACGAAACCUUUGUCCAAAUGAAACCUUAUGUCAAGGAUGUCCAGGCGAAAUCCCUCUUAGUGAUCCUAUUCUAAUUACACAGAACGCCAAAAUACUGACCAAUUGGUGCAUUAUUCAAGAUGUUGCCACCUACUGUAAGCAGUGCCCGCAGUGUGGGAUGUUUUAUCGUUACCAAGAGUGGAAAGAUGGCCUUCAUAACUUCAAUGAUCACAUCAUCCUUGACAUAACUUUGUGCUUAACCUUAAGGAAUCUUCUACAGGUCCAUACUUCAGUGAGCAGAGCAGUCGAAUUUUUACAGCUUAUGACAGGUGUAGAGUUUCCCUCUCCAGACACAGUGCUGCAGGCAUAUUUACAGUUUGAAGCCCUCACAGAUCAUCAAUACAAGUAUUCAUGCCCCUCCUGUGGCAAUCAUCCUCCAGUGGUUAUCUUGGGUGUACACAAACAGAGCGCUUCUCACUUGUCAGAAAAUGACAUUGAAGAACCUCCAGAGAAUUUUGAAGGGGAAGUCAAUCUGGAAAAGUUCUGGGAGACACUAUCCAAAGAGAUAAUUUGUCUAGGAUUUGCUGCAAAUGGUGAACACAAUCCAUUUGCAGUUCCACCAAAUUAUCAAUUUUGGGCUCCUUGGAUAGGCAAGAACACACGGCAGUCAGACACUGUGCUAAACACAGAGUUUGAGAAAGUUCGCACAUCAAAGUCUGCAUCAGAGAUUUUAGAAAUGACAGUUACAGAGGACAGACUCAGAGAAGAACUUUUCAAACAGAAGGACGAUGUGAUUAGAAGUUUAUGCAACGAAUGUGGUGUGGACUCCACCGGAUCUCGCAGUGAUCUCCUUCUUAGAUUGGCCAGUGAAAUGAAAUCCAGCCAAAUAUAUGACCAAAUAUAUGCAAAAAUCUGGAGUUGCUCGGGAGGCUGGGGAGUCAUUAUGUGCCCCUGUGGAAUUGUUUACAGUCUAAAAUGCAAUCUCCGAGCUGAGAGCCCUCGAGACUUUGCCGAUUUGCUGUUAUCAUGGCAACAUAUGCCUAAUGUCAUAAUUUAUGACUUUGCGCAGGGUCUUGCUACGCACACCAAUCUAAGGGCACCGGAAAAGGUUCCCAUCUCUCCAUUUGAAGGACUCUUGGCGGAGCCAACUCAAGCUAACAUAGAACUGGCCAAACAUGGACAGCUAAAAGUGUCACUGCCUUGGCUGGAUGAAAAAAUGGGAAUGACAGAUCCUCACGGACACCCGGUGACCGGUUCAUCUGAUCAUUAUGUGCUUCAUAAAAGCAACACAACAGACAGUAGAGAUGUUCUAAGGAAGCUCUCGCUCGUGCCUCAGCUGGAUGGCAAAGUGAAUAGUGAGGUUGCAGAGCAACUAUUUGCUAAAAUGAAGAAAAACAACUACUUUUUGUCUUUGUCAUCAAUGCAUAUGUUUCUAAUGAGGAACAUCAUUCACCAUUAUAAUGAAAACAAGGCCGACAAAGUGAGCACCAGAUUAACAAAGAGUUCUGGAUCCAACUUGCUAAAAGAUGUGUAUGGACAAGCUACGUUGGAAAAUCCAGGAGGAACCAGAAGCACUGAUGAUGUGAUUGAGGACUCAAUCCUGACAUCUCUGAUGGUUGUGAGCAGCGCUUGACUGGGCCUUCAGCACAGACAACCCAUUUGGAGUUGGAAACAAUAUUGUAAAAUAAUUUUUCUUGACCUUCAUUUGACUAUGGCUUUGAAUGAAAUGUUAAUGACUGUGUUACUUGUGGUUAAAACCAAAUGACUGAGAAACCUUUAUUAUUUUUUCCAUAAAAUUUUGAAUUUACCACUAGGCUAACAAUUGUAUUCAAAGACUACGGUGUGAUUUCUGGAUUAUGGAUGUUAUUUAUGUUUUUAUUUUUAUUAUUAUUAAAAUGUAGCAUUGUUGUCUGCAAAUUGCUUGGAUUUUUAUAUUUCUGCAAGACUGUUAAUAUAGUUGAAAUAUAUUGUUUAUUUCAUGUGUGAUGUUUAAUUUAUUUUAGUUUUACUUAAAGCAACAUCAAUGUGGAUGCCAUAAUUUAUUAGGAUUUGUUGUUGAAUGUUUAUUUUGUAUUAUAUAUGAUUAAACAUACAUGACUACAAAUGCUUAAA
Ctenopharyngodon idella (grass carp) is the source of this 3629-nucleotide messenger RNA. RefSeq lists its product as uncharacterized. The transcript is spliced from 11 exons. The record is from RefSeq and is a predicted model, not a curated record. NCBI's taxonomy places the organism in Eukaryota, Metazoa, Chordata, Actinopteri, Cypriniformes, Xenocyprididae. Bases 151 to 3150 code for a protein of 999 amino acids.